This is a messenger RNA of Racocetra persica, 1542 nucleotides long. NCBI's taxonomy places the organism in Eukaryota, Fungi, Glomeromycota, Glomeromycetes, Diversisporales, Gigasporaceae. The record is from the annotation of a GenBank genome assembly.
AUGCAAGCAUCUAUCGAGAAGCGUAAAAAUGAAAAUGAAAUUCCUAACCUUAUCAACACAUUCCAAGAGAAACCAGUCAAAAAGUUGUCACGUCAUGCUCGCUAUAAUAAAAAACAAAAGCUUGAGAAAGAACAAAAUUCGACCUUGUUGACGGAUUAUAAUGUGUUAAGACCGAUUUUACCGUUGAUAACUAGCGAUAUUAUUUUUGAUCCAAAUCGGGGUGUCCCCCUUUGUCCGUCGGAUCGUAUAUCAUUGGGUGGUGUCAAAAUUUGCAAAGAAAUUUUAUCCAAAGAUCUUUUAGUCAACAUGCUAAUUCGAGAGGCAAGGUCAGCUAAUAAUAUUGAGUUGUCCGAUGUUCCGCCUAAUUUUCUUCUGUUAGUAGAUAAAGAAAUAAUUAAAAUGGGGGGCAUGAUGAUGCCAAUUCCUAUCCUGAUAAUGCAAAAAAUAAACGUUUAUGGGUCGCUCUUGGUUGCUGAUCUUAAAUAUGCUGUUGAUUUUCAAAACAAUGAAUCACAGGACAUUUUAAGAACCACCUUAUAUAUUUCUCGAAAAGAGAAAGCUCAUUUAAUAAUAUCUGCCCGGGGUAAUCUCUGUUCGUUUAAAAAAUUAGUAAAACUUCGCCAUUUAACCGUUUCGGAGUGUGUUACGGAUGUAGAAGGUAGAACCUUAGUACACUUGGCAUUACUAAAUAAUCCAAGGGCGGUUAUACAAGCAACAGAUGCCGUAAACCAUUAUUAUUUUCAUACCCUAAAUAACCCUUCCCAUCGUAGUGAUGAAUUCUGGAAAAAUUUCAUAGAACAUUUUGGUGCAUACACACGAAAUAAUCUCCUCCUAUUUACUAGUUUAAAUACCGCAAGCUCUCAUAAUACCGCACAUCAAGAAUGCGUUAACACUUUACUUCGCAAUCUUGGCCCAUUAUCAGCCUCUGUCAAUGAAUUUGUACGAAAAUUCUAUGGAAAUUUAUAUGAAAAACUAGAGAAGUUGGCGUGGGGUCCCUUUGCACCUCGACCUUUUAGAAUCUUCCUGAUGAUCGCUAUUAAUUACAAUACAACUAGCGAUUACCAUUGGGACGAACACGACGAACCAAAUAGUUUAUGCUGUUUGGUCGCUCUCAGAGAAUUUGAGGGAGGAGAAUUAUGUUUCCCUCAAACUCAGAUCAUUGUACCGCUUCGGCCUGGACAAGUUGUGGCGUUUUCCUCACGUCUUCUACUGCACGGUAAUUUUCUACUUAUAAAAGGUAUUCGUCAUAGUAUUGUAUACUUUGUACAUGAUACCUUUUUUCAUAAUCUACGAAAAUUCGAUGAUAUAUACGAUAAUCUGAAGGAUGGGAUUGAGAGAAAUGCUGAUGAGCAUGAUGUUCUUUUCAUUAAACAUCAAAAUCUCAAUAAUGCUCAAGGAUUGAAUUCCAGAACUACGUUUUUUAAGCUGAAAAAAAAGCAAAUAACAAUUCCUCCUUCAUCAACGGAUUGUAGAAGGUGUCAUAUUUCUUUGGUACGUGCUAGGUAUGGGUUGAGGGCAGAAGAUCUACUUCCAGAUUUAUAA